Nomascus leucogenys (northern white-cheeked gibbon) is the source of this 2103-nucleotide messenger RNA. It is a transcript of the gene SLC19A3, whose product is annotated as solute carrier family 19 member 3. Gene Ontology annotation, molecular function: thiamine transmembrane transporter activity. Gene Ontology annotation, biological process: transmembrane transport; vitamin transport. The record is from RefSeq and is a predicted model, not a curated record. Gene Ontology annotation, cellular component: plasma membrane. NCBI's taxonomy places the organism in Eukaryota, Metazoa, Chordata, Mammalia, Primates, Hylobatidae.
UCAGCCUCCCAAGUAGCUAGGAUUACAGCCAUGGAUUGUUAUAGAACUUCACCACGCAGUUCCUGGAUUUACCCCACUGUGUUCCUCUGCUUAUUUGGUUUUUUCUCCAUGAUGAGACCCUCAGAACCAUUCCUUAUCCCAUAUUUAUCUGGACCAGAUAAAAACCUGACCAGUGCAGAGAUAACAAAUGAGAUCUUCCCCGUUUGGACAUACUCCUACCUGGUGCUGCUGCUGCCUGUGUUUGUCCUCACUGAUUACGUCCGCUACAAGCCAGUCAUCAUCUUGCAAGGUAUCAGUUUCAUCAUUACCUGGCUGCUGCUGUUGUUUGGCCAAGGAGUGAAGACCAUGCAGGUUGUAGAGUUCUUCUACGGGAUGGUCACCGCCACCGAGGUGGCCUACUAUGCCUACAUCUACAGCGUGGUCAGCCCCAAGCACUACCAGAGAGUGAGCGGCUACUGCAGGAGUGUCACGCUGGCCGCCUACACAGCAGCGUCCGUGCUGGCCCAACUCUUGGUAUCCCUGGUGAACCUGUCAUACUUUUACCUCCACGUCAUAUCCUUGGCCUCUGUCUCCGUGGCCUUCCUUUUCUCACUUUUCCUACCAAUGCCCAAGAAAAGCAUGUUUUUUCAUGCAAAACCCAGCAGAGAAAUAAAGAAGUCAUCAAGCGUGAAUCCAGUGUUAGAGGAAACUCACGAAGGUGAAGCACCAGGCUGCGAAGAGCAGAAACCCACAUCAGAAAUACUCAGCACUUCAGGGAAGCCGAAUAAGGGCCAGCUGAACAGCCUGAAACCAAGCAACGUGACUGUGGACGUUUUUGUGCAGUGGUUCCAAGAUCUGAAGGAGUGCUACUCCUCAAAGCGUCUUUUCUACUGGUCUCUAUGGUGGGCUUUCGCCACAGCAGGUUUUAACCAGGUUUUGAACUAUGUUCAAAUCCUGUGGGAUUACAAGGCGCCAUCCCAAGAUUCUUCCGUCUAUAAUGGGGCUGUAGAAGCUAUUGCAACCUUUGGAGGGGCUGUGGCUGCCUUUGCAGUGGGUUAUGUGAAAGUCAACUGGGACCUUCUGGGAGAGCUGGCUCUGGCGGUCUUCUCAGUUGUCAAUGCUGGUUCUUUAUUUCUCAUGCAUUACACAGCCAAUAUCUGGGCGUGCUAUGCUGGUUAUUUGAUAUUCAAGUCCAGCUAUAUGCUUCUUAUAACCAUAGCAGUAUUUCAGAUUGCAGUUAAUCUGAAUGUGGAACGCUAUGCCCUGGUAUUUGGAAUCAACACCUUUAUUGCCUUGGUGAUUCAGACCAUCAUGACUGUGAUCGUAGUAGAUCAGAGAGGGCUCAACUUGCCAGUCAGCAUUCAGUUUUUAGUUUAUGGGAGCUAUUUUGCAGUAAUUGCUGGAAUUUUUCUAAUGAGAAGCAUGUAUAUUAUCUACUCAGCCAAAUCCCAGAAGGAUAUACAAAGCCCUGCUCCAAGUGAGAAUCCAGAUGUGUCUCACCCAGAGGAAGAGAGUAAUAUCAUCAUGUCAACAAAACUCUAACCUCAUUGCAACAAAUGCAGCAGUGGCUUUCAAAGUUAUGCAAUAAUAAGGAAGGAUUUUGAGAAGGGUGGCAUAUGUUUUGCCAUAACUUGACAUGCUUUGCAAAUCUGGAUUCCAAUGGACCUUUCAAAACCACAACAAAACCUCAGUUUUAGAUGAGUUCUCUAUGUGACCAAUUUUACUGGAUGCAAUUGACAGGACCUGCCAUCAUAAUUAAACAACCCAUAUUGGGGACCCCCUGUGACUAGUAGCAGCUGGAAAAUUCUGGUUUUUAUCACUGGUAAGGACAUGCAGAUGGCGUGGAACCAAACCACGAGAAAACUCCAGCCAUCCUGGAGUUGAUAUUCACCAUUUGUGAGGAGAAAUACUAACUGGACUGACCCUAUUGCUUGGCUUAAAUACUUAUUUGAUCUUACCAAAAAGUCAACACAUGGGACCUUUUUGUCACAUGAGCCAUUUUCUUUCCUCUUCUAAUAAGUGUAUUUCUGUUUAAGUUACAGUUCUCUAAGAGAAUUACAAUGUUUGUCCCAUUUCUAAGGGCUUCUCUUCAACUCUAAUAACAGCAUUAUUCACAAGUUAUGA